AUGUCUCAUCGUAGCUCCCAAGUUUGCACCCGCUGGGAUGACGACGAAGAUGACGACUUCUCCAUAGGCGAAUACCUGAAAGAGCACGGAGAGCGACCCAAACAGAAUGACCCUACAGUCGAUACCACUUAUAUGGCUACCGAGAUCAUCACGCUCGGCUCCCAUGAAGAUUCGACCAGCGAAGACAAAUACGAAGAGUCAAUCUCAAUUUCAACCCCUCUGACGAUUGCUCCUCCACCAGGCCCAAAUCCAAGCAUUCCAUUGACCACCAUCGCAGCCGCUAAUGGCUCCGCCGUCACCAUCCCAAACCGGCGGCCGUCGACAUACCAGGACUGGGUGCAGUUGAAGUUGUGGUUAGGCUAUCCAAUCGAUGGACACUUUGUGUGGCCUUCCAGAUUGCGACAUCAGAUACAAUCCCCAGGGACAGAGGCUGGAGACGGUAGCAGCAGCGCCAGCGAGAAUAUUGGUGGAGGGUUUAGCUCAUCGGACUCUAAAACUUCAGGUUCUACCCGGGCCUCCUCUCCUACAUCUGAGGAGAUUGUUGAGGCAACUAAAGAAGAACCAGCUGGUAGCAUCCGACCCAAACAUCCUCGCUACAAUCACACUAUCACUGGUCUAGCCACUGCAUCAAAAUGGGCAUAUAGCAACCCGGCUGCCUUCCGCAUCACUCGUUGCCGCCAAAAGAAUCAUGAAAUCUACUCCAAAUCAGUGAUUCUCAAGGCACUAGAGUCAAGCCGACGUUGA
Molecule: messenger RNA, 744 nt
Organism: Lindgomyces ingoldianus
Lineage: Eukaryota; Fungi; Ascomycota; Dothideomycetes; Pleosporales; Lindgomycetaceae
Exons: 2
Coding region: 1-744 (247 amino acids)
Source: RefSeq, a predicted model, not a curated record